This is a messenger RNA of Papaver somniferum (opium poppy), 1913 nucleotides long. RefSeq lists its product as uncharacterized. The record is from RefSeq and is a predicted model, not a curated record. The transcript has a single exon. Lineage: Eukaryota; Viridiplantae; Streptophyta; Magnoliopsida; Ranunculales; Papaveraceae. Bases 65 to 244 code for a protein of 59 amino acids.
CGCCCAUUUUUAUUUUUUCGGUGAAAUCCCUAGUUUAAUCAAGCAAGAAUUUGCAGAAACAAAAAUGGGGAUAAUCAGCAGUGGAUUUAAGUUCAUACUUGGUACAGGAUUUGGGAUUUAUAUUGCUCAGAAUUACAAUGUUCCAAAUAUCAAAAAGCUUGCAAACACUGGGAUUUUUAUGGCUAAACAUUUUGAAGAGAAUUACAGGAAGCCAAAGAAGAGGGGAGAAGACGAUGAAUAUUAGUUUCAAGAGAGACAGAUGGUUAUAGAGAAUCAACAACUCAGGUUUUUGUUAUUAUUCUCCGUUUUAUUUUGAUUUUAAUUUUGUUGGUUAUGGUGAAUAGUAGAUUCAACUCAAAGAUUAUUGUUAAAGGGUAUAUGAACAAGCUUUGAAUUACUACUGACUCUGAUUUUAAUGGGAAAUAUGUUUUUUUUUAUCAAUUAAUUAACGAAUUUUGCUAUUUUUAAGGUUUUUUUUCUUGUUCUCUGUGUGUAUGUAUGUGUGAUUGUUUGAUUUUAUUUCUAUUGAAGCUAAACUUAGUAAAAUUGAGUUUUCCAUAGACUUUGAUUUGAUAAAAUUGAGUCUGUUCCAUGGUGAAAAUUGCGUAGUUUGGUAAUCCAUUGGAGCAGACUGAUCUUUGUGGUUAUGCUUCAACUAAACAUGAACUUUCAUUGAAAUUUCCGUUGAUGUUAAACCAAUUUAGUACAAUUGUGGGUGAUCAGUAGGAAACUCUUUUUAAUUUCAACUGCCAGAUGAAUAUAACGGAAAAGUAAAGUUCAACUAAUUUGAUUGAUGUCACAAGGAAGUACUCGUGUACAUGCUCCAGUGUCGACAAUACGACAUUAUCUUCACCGUUGAUUCAUGUUAGUGUUGAACACGGGGAAAUUUGUAAGUACCAAAUAUCUACUUUUCGUUAAGAGUUGUGCCCCUUGAUUCUUGAGCAUUUGUCUUGGAUCUCUUUUGAGCUAUUAACCUUAGUAUUUUGUACAUUGCUUGCUUCAAUUUUACUUUCAGCGGGGAUCCACAGACCUUAAUUUUCCAGUAACAGCUUUACCAGAUCCUCUUCACCCCAUUGUCAAGUCUUAAACGCCAUAGAUAUUAUUAUUAUUAUUUAUUUUUUUGUGUGGAAUGUCUUCUAAUCUCAUGCCUAUAUGCUGAAGACAUUCUAGUCCUUGGACUGUUGCCAUGGAGUUCUUAAAAUAUAUUCUGCGAAGUUUUUGCAGCAUAACAAGGUUGUUUGCAAAGGAAAAUUUGCAUUCUAGAUGUUGUACCUUUAUACCCCUGCCCAGGUUUUUACAUAUGGUCUGCUAACCUUGUAUACUUUUCAAUUUGAUCCUUAUGCUUGCAAAAAUCUUUAAUUAGUCUUCAGCUUGGUUUUGUGCAAUGAUGAACAACAUUUUGGUGUUUUGGAGCACCAACAUCAUAUUGAGAUUGUCAUCAGUGGAAAAGGAGGGUAAGAGAAUCUAAGUUUUUCUUCGGUUAUUUAUGUUCACUUUAAGCAUCAAACAUGUAUAUGUGCAUCUGCAUGUACAAUGGAAUGAAAUAUCUGGUACUACUUCCUUUAACACCGAGCAGGAUGACAGUGUUGUAUUCGUUACUCACCCAUCCAGUAUAACUUAUAAUGCUGAGGAAUUCACAACUCAUUUGAAGAUUGGAAUUUCUGUGAAUCCUAGUUAAACCACCUAUUUAUUGUGUGCAUGUCUCUUACUCCAUUUUACAUGCUUUCUAAUAACCUUCUCUUGAACACUCAUACAGGGUUUUGAUGGAAGGAUUAUAUGUUUUGUGUGCUAGAGCAGAAGUGACUUAGUCCUUUGUAUUGUAUAUUCCAGCCUUUUCCUAUGUUUUUGAAGUGAUGUUUAACUGUUGUCAACAGAUUGUUUACUUCAUGUGAAUUUAUGCACAGGUAUUGUUC